Molecule: messenger RNA, 384 nt
Organism: Cetraspora pellucida
Lineage: Eukaryota; Fungi; Glomeromycota; Glomeromycetes; Diversisporales; Gigasporaceae
Source: the annotation of a GenBank genome assembly
AUGAAAACUUUAGUUUUCAUCUUGAUUAUUACACUUUUGACUAUUCAAAUCGAUGGCUUAUCUCUAGAUUAUAUCCCAACCGGUGCCGAAAUAAACGGUCAUUCUCAGUUAAAUGGUGAUUCAGUGACAUUUUGGUGGAAGGAUAAAGCUUUAUCGUCCACAUUUAAUGUUAUUUUUCCGUUGAAAAGUGCCUAUCAAUAUCCUCAUCUAAAUCCAAGUUGCCAUCAUAAAAUGAAUGGUCAUGGUUAUAUCGUAAAAAUGUACGAUACUGUCAUUUUUAAGUAUUAUGGUAGGCAUGGUUCUUUAUCUUGUUGCCUUUAUUUUCCUAUGAGUGCGAUCCUCGAUGAUGGUGUGAGAGAAUCAUUACCUAAAUCAGAAAAUUAG